Messenger RNA from Thalassophryne amazonica, 354 nucleotides. RefSeq names its product unconventional myosin-IXb-like. The transcript has 3 exons. NCBI's taxonomy places the organism in Eukaryota, Metazoa, Chordata, Actinopteri, Batrachoidiformes, Batrachoididae. The coding region runs from base 1 to 354 and encodes 117 amino acids. The record is from RefSeq and is a predicted model, not a curated record.
AUGCAUGAAUGCUACAAACACCAUACAGCCUGCUCUCCCCCACUAACCAAAUUUGGUACUGGUUUCAGAUUUGGGUCUCUGCCUUGGAUACCGAGAAGGCGAGCUCUGAACCUCAGCGUGGUUCCUGAGAAUGAGCCUCUGGACUCUGACACAGAGGCUGAGAACAACCUGGUGGAACGCAUCAAGUCCAUCAAGCAGGAGAAGGAGGACUUGGCCUGCCGACUUCCAGAGAUGGAACAGCCUGGUUCAGAUCAGGAGAACCUGGACUCUGAAGCCUCGCUGAGCUCCGAGAGUCUAUUGGACGAGCAGCAGCGAUCUUCUGUCCCCAGCUCAGAACUUGAAGGUCAGUAUUAG